Hevea brasiliensis (rubber tree) is the source of this 1576-nucleotide messenger RNA. RefSeq lists its product as uncharacterized. The record is from RefSeq and is a predicted model, not a curated record. Bases 192 to 1433 code for a protein of 413 amino acids. The transcript is spliced from 7 exons. Gene Ontology annotation, cellular component: membrane. NCBI's taxonomy places the organism in Eukaryota, Viridiplantae, Streptophyta, Magnoliopsida, Malpighiales, Euphorbiaceae.
GCAUUUACGAAUUAGAAGGAAAAGCAUACUACAGCAUCGCAGAGGAGAGUACAAAAAAAGCAGAAGUCUUCCUUGACCAAGAGAGAAUGCAAAAUUCCUCUUCUUGAUUGUUGUUGAUCCCAACAUCUAGCUCCUUUUAUUUUCUCUGAUUCUCGUAGAUUUGAAAUUCGGUUGAUUGCUUGUCGAAGAAGAUGUGGGCGGCUUCUUGCCUUGCGUCUUGCUGUGCAGCCUGCGCUUGUGAUGCGUGCCGCACGGUGGUUUCAGGGAUAAGCAGGCGAUCGGCUAGGAUUGCAUACUGUGGUCUCUUUGCUCUGUCUCUGAUUGUUUCAUGGAUUCUCCGUGAGGUCGCUGCUCCUCUCAUGGAGAAGCUACCCUGGAUCAAUCACUUUCAUAAGACACCCGAUAGGGAAUGGUUUGAAACUGAUGCAGUGCUGCGUGUUAGCUUGGGAAAUUUUCUGUUCUUCACUAUUCUAGCUGUUCUGAUGGUUGGUGUUAAAAAUCAGAAGGAUCCUCGUGACAGUUUGCACCAUGGUGGAUGGAUGAUGAAGGUUAUUUGUUGGUGCAUUUUGGUAAUCUUUAUGUUUUUCCUUCCGAAUGAGAUCGUCAGCUUUUAUGAAUCAAUAUCCAAAUUUGGCUCAGGAUUGUUUCUUCUUGUUCAAGUUGUACUUUUGUUGGAUUUUGUUCAUGGAUGGAAUGACAAAUGGGUUGGAUAUGAUGAACAAUUCUGGUAUAUUGCUCUGUUUGUUGUCUCACUUGUCUGUUAUUUGGCAACAUUUGUCUUCUCGGGAUUUCUUUUCCAUUGGUUCUCACCAUCUGGACAGGACUGUGGGUUAAACAUCUUCUUUAUUGUUAUGACCUUGAUUUUAGUGUUUCUUUUUGCUAUUGUCGCCCUCCACCCUGCUGUAAGUGGUAGCAUUUUGCCAGCAUCAGUUAUAUCCUUUUACUGCAUGUACCUGUGCUACAGUGGACUUGCCAGUGAACCAAGGGAAUAUGAAUGCAAUGGUCUUCACAAACAUUCAAAAGCUGUUUCCACUGGUACCCUCACCAUCGGCCUUUUUACAACUGUUCUAUCAGUUGUCUAUUCUGCUGUACGUGCUGGGUCCUCCACAACUCUUCUCUCCCCACCAAGCUCACCCCGUGCAGGGAAACCUUUACUGCCAUUGGAGAACAAGGCAGAAGUAGAGCAUGAUGAGAAAGAGAAAGCUAAGCCAGUCACAUAUUCUUAUGCCUUCUUCCAUAUCAUCUUCUCUCUUGCUAGUAUGUAUUCGGCUAUGCUUUUGACUGGGUGGUCAACCUCAGUUGGGGAGAGUGGAAAGCUAGUUGAUGUGGGGUGGCCAUCUGUAUGGGUCCGGAUUGUUACAGGGUGGGCAACUGCAGCUCUCUACCUUUGGUCUCUGGUUGCUCCCAUCAUGUUCCCAGAAAGGGAGUUCUAAAUGUCCUCUGGGUGAUAUAAGAUAUUAGUGGGUUUCAUGGUACUGUGUAUAUGUGAUGUAAUGACAACUUUUAGACAUGCUUGUCAAAUGGAGUCUCUAUAAAUACUGUCAAUAACAUUAUAAAACACGUCUUGUUGCAUUCA